UUCGUUACAGGAGCGGGACAGACCUCAGAACAAGGUGCUUUUUGCUCGCGACGUGCUGGCGGACCUCAUGGGCGUGAAGGGCUCGGAAGAAGAACCGCUCGACGGGGCACUUGACAACUACGAGGUCACGGAGUCUUCAAUCCAAGCCGUCUAUACGGCGAAGAUCGGCGCGAGCCAAGAGAGGCUUGCGAAGGUGCGCGGCGACUAUGGAAUAAGACAGAAGGCUGCGCUGGACAAGCUGACGCCGAACCUGAAGCGGAACCUGGUCAAGAAGGUCAUCUCCAUCGGGCUGGGCCUCGACUUUCUUUUGAGCAAGACGAGCAAUAACAAGUUCGUAGGGCCGCACGUCUUCCAACCGGCCCUCUGGAAGGAGUUGCAUGAUCAGUAUGGGAAUACGCCGAGCAGCUCAGAGGCGGACGUCGCACUCAUUGUGAAUCCGACCGUUGAUACUAGCUAG
Molecule: messenger RNA, 457 nt
Organism: Klebsormidium nitens
Lineage: Eukaryota; Viridiplantae; Streptophyta; Klebsormidiophyceae; Klebsormidiales; Klebsormidiaceae
Source: the annotation of a GenBank genome assembly